Messenger RNA from Brienomyrus brachyistius, 1849 nucleotides. Its product is annotated as receptor-type tyrosine-protein phosphatase-like N. The record is from RefSeq and is a predicted model, not a curated record. Gene Ontology annotation, cellular component: secretory granule. NCBI's taxonomy places the organism in Eukaryota, Metazoa, Chordata, Actinopteri, Osteoglossiformes, Mormyridae.
CGGUUCCCGAUCCGUAUCUGCGAUCACCGCGCCCCGGGUUUUGCGCGUCUCUCUGUGCGUUUUACGCCCAUUCUGCCAAACACACACACACACACUCACUCUCUCACACACACACACACACACACACACAUACAUACACACACACCCAUAGCGCAGUUUUGCCGAGGCUAUACAGAUCCAUGCCAACAUGCAGUAGUAUACUCCUCUGCAGCCAAUAAAAUACUAUGAAGGUUUAAUAAUAAUACAAACCAAGGCGUCUUCUGGCCCUGGCAUUCUGCGCUAUACCAUGAGGCGCCCGCGGCUGUGGACCCUUCUGUGUUUGAUGACCAUCUGCUACCAGCUUGGGAUGUCAAGCAGAUACGGUUGCCUGUUUCAGAGGAAGUUGUGUCCCAGAGGGCAGCAGUGCCUGGAUGAUGCACUCUUUGGCCAGUGCCAGGACUCCCAACAGCAGCGGGUCCAGUACCAGGUGUCGGUGCCGGUUCUCCAGAAGCUGCAGGAGGUUCUGAAGCAGCUGAUGAUGCAGGGUCUUUCCUGGCAGGAUGACAUAGUCCAGUAUGUCAUCUCUAAGGAGCUGAGCCGCGUCCCUCAGUCCCGCACCCCCGCCACUCCCUGGGAUGGCCCACCUCCCCAGCCCUACCAGCCCUUGGACAAGUCGUCUUCUAAGCCUCGGCCAGAUAUCAGUCAGCUGAGCCCAGCCACGGCACAGCGCUAUCUGGACCCCGUGGCUGCACCGGGCCGACCCCAGGCCUCCCUCCGCAUGCAGGCGCCGGUGCCGGACCCCUACACCUACCGGCAGUUUGGGUACCAGGACGAAGAAGAGCGCUCCCUCAACUCUCUGGACAGAGCAGAGUUUGCCCGGCCUUCCUCCUCGCACAGUCGGGCCGGCAUGCCGAGGGCUGAAGAACGAGGCCGGCAGCUGCUGGAGGAUGUCCUCUCCCUCUACCUGUCCCCUGGACAGCCCUCCUCCCGCCACCAGGCAGGUGUCGCCUCCCGUCCCAUCUACCAGGCUUUGGAUUUGCCUUUAGACUACUCGGAGAACCUGGUUCUGCAGGAGGAGGAGGAGGAAGUCAGCAGCCAGCCACAGCAAAAGAAGGAACCCCAGAACUACAGCACUCUCUCUAGGCUGGAUGACGUGACUCUGAACCAGCUGGUUGCUGUGUUGAAGAGGUACGGAGUCAGUGUGAAGGACCUGUCCCCACAGCAGCUGGAACGCCUGAUGAGUGCCCUGCGGCCUCAUCCCGUCGAAAGCCUGAAGGCUCCAGAUCGGCUCCAAAAGGCUGAAGUCACAGGGAAAAAGGCGCUGCUGACAGAAGGUGUGAUGAUGUACAAAGGUGACGGAGCCCCCUCGCCUGCCCCCUCGGUGGACCUGCUUCCUCUCCAGCAGCCCCCCCCCUACAGGGGCCCCCACCAAUACAGGCAGGCACGGUGGGGGGUGCUGCAUCAGGGUCGAAGGCCAUGCUGUCUGCUGAAAACACACGGGGGAGGACAGCCUCAAGACUCCAGUGCAGCCUCCGGAGGAGUGGACAGCUCGCUGGCCCAGGAGGAGUAUGGAUACAUAGUCACCAACCGCGGACCACUCAGCCUCUAUGAUGGGGUGCGUCUUUUGGAGACCUUGGCUGACAGGAUCCACCUACCCGCCAGCACAUUCAUCAACAUCAGUGUGGUGGGUCCAGCCCUGAUGUUCAGAGUCCGACAGAACCAGCAGAAUCGCAGUGCCAACGACGUGGCUGAUAAGGCCAUGGCAGAGAAGACCUUCCUGGAGUCUGAGACGGGCCUGAAGAUCCUCCAGACAGGAGUGGGAGAGGUGGGUCAGAACCUUCCGAACCUUCCUUAUCCCCUUUUUGGAUAA